Messenger RNA from Miscanthus lutarioriparius, 435 nucleotides. The record is from the annotation of a GenBank genome assembly. Lineage: Eukaryota; Viridiplantae; Streptophyta; Magnoliopsida; Poales; Poaceae.
AUGAAGAGGGAGGACACGCGGGAGAAGACUGCCGCGGAGGCCAACGCCACGGCCGUGGCCGCGUCGACGAUGGCAGUGGCGAUGGCUGCCGCGUCCGCGGGCAUCCUCGUCAGGCGUACCCUUACCCACCACCUCCGGGCCAUGGACAUCCACCACCACCACCCCAUGGCGUGUACCCACCUCCGCCGCAGGGGAUUUACCCCCCACCUCAACACCCUCCACCGGGGUACCAGGGCUACUUCAACGACCAGCAACGCCCUUACUACCCGCCGCCGCCACCGCAUGGAGAGUAUCAGCAGCAGCACCACCACAACCAUGGAGACCAGGGUAGCUCUAGCUCCUCUGGGUUCCUCAAAGGAUGUUUGGCUGCUCUCUGCUGUUGCUGCCUGCUGGAGGAAUGCUGCGGCUGCUUCUGAGAUGUUAGAUAUCCGCUAA